UGCGGCCUUUUUUCCUUUUUUUUCCCCGUAUCCGCCAUUUCAGUUUUUGAAGUUAGUUGUCAACGGCGGCUGGUCUGUUGCUGGAAUUUCGUCUUUGCGGGUUCAAAUUAGUCCCGUGUUUUCCCGCCCGACCUCAGAAACAGCUCUCUAUUCUCCUCCUGGCUCUGGCGCUUUCUCGUCUGCUUUGGGGAAUCGAUGCCCGCGCUGCCAGCCGCAGAUGUCGCCCGUUUACUGAACACUGAACGUGCUCUAGUCUAGGCGCUAAAGUUUUUGUAUGAGUUGAAGGCUUCAACGGAGCAGGGAAGGCCUGGAGAAGCCUCGGCUUUGGAGCGGUUAUCAUGGCCGGGAAUUUUGACGCGGAGGACCGCGGCAGCUGGUACUGGGGUCGGCUGAGCAGACAGGAGGCGGUGUCGCUGCUGCAGGGGCAGAGGCACGGCGUGUUCCUGGUCCGGGACUCCAUCACCAGCCCCGGCGACUACGUGCUCUCGGUAUCCGAGAACUCCAAAGUCUCCCAUUAUAUAAUCAACAGCAUCAGUAACAACAGGCAGUCGGGCCCAGGGUUGUCUCAUCCACGGUUUCGAAUUGGUGACCAGGAGUUUGAUGCUCUUCCUGCUCUGCUUGAGUUCUACAAAAUUCACUAUUUGGACACCACCACUUUGAUAGAACCCAUCAACAAGUCCAAACACCCCUCCGGCAUGAGCGUGGCCCACGGUGGCGGUGCUCCGCCGCGCCUGGAGGACGAGUUUGUGCGAGCACUCUUUGACUUCCCCGGUAACGACGAGGAGGAUCUUCCGUUUCGAAAAGGAGACAUUCUCCGAGUUCUGGAGAAGCCAGAGGAGCAGUGGUGGAACGCCCAGAACUCCGAGGGCCGGACGGGGAUGAUCCCUGUGCCGUAUGUGGAGAAGUACCGACCGUCAUCUCCCAGUUCGGCGGCGGGGCCGGGAAUGGCCGGGGGGGCCCCUGGCGUGCUGCCCUUGCACGGGAACUCUGAUGGCUCCGGGGCCCAGCCCGGUGUUCCGCUGCUGGGAGACCCCAGCCAGUACGCUCAGCCCACUCCUCUCCCAAACCUCCAGAACGGACCCGUGUAUGCCAGGGCCAUACAGAAGAGGGUUCCUAAUGCGUAUGACAAAACCGCGCUGGCUUUGGAGGUGGAGGAAGAAGAACCAUGAAGGGAACAUGCUCAUAUUCUGAUUCUUUUUAAUCUAUAUAUUUUGCUGUCCAGUGCCAAUACUGACUUUAAAUCUGUUCAGAGGCUCCAGAAAAUAAAAGUAAAAAUUCCCAUCAUGCCACAGUGGCCAGACGGUUAAACUGUCCGGAAGUGAGAGCGGUGCUCCCUCGGAGCGGGUCGCAGGGGGAAGGAAAUGGUUUGUGUUUGGGGACGGGACCGUUUCCUUUGUUCUGAGUGAAGCCAAGAGUCCAGUCUGAGAGGCUGGAAUGAGGAGAGGAGGCAGCGAAACACUCUGUGUGGGGGCGACACAAACAUUUAAUGAGGCGACACCCUCUCUGCCCGCUCUGCUACCACUUCCACUUGCGGUUAGACCUCUGCGGCGCUGGCUAAGCCACAGCGGCCUCCGCUCUGCUGGUCCUGACUGACUUCUGCACACCGAGCAGUUAAUGAUUUUCUCCGGCUUCUUUGUCCUGGAAAGGUUUGGAGGGAUCUUUCUUCGUGGUUGAUAAAAGCUUUCAUCAUCUGGUUUGUUUCAUGAGGAGCAAAUAUUUGUUUUAAGUCAAACCCUUUGAUAUAGAGGAGGCGUGGUCAGGCUGGUUCAGAGGUGGCGUUCAGUCCUGACCUUGAUGAUGAAAACAGCAGAAGGCGUCAAGAAACUAACACCAGUCAUUUUUCAUUUGAUUAUUUUAUAAGAUGAUAUUGUUUAUUUUCCAGCCUGCUAAUAUUAUUUCAGAGUUGUUGUUUUACGUCUUGUUACUGUUAUUCUCCUGGAUUGUUUCCUUUGGCGCUUGAGCGAAGUAAAUCGAGCGAUAAAUCCAUGGAAUUGCAUGUUUUCUGUGAAACCGUCCUUACUUCCUGUUUGAAGACGUACUACUGUCUCCAUGAAUGUUGCAGCUCCUUUAAAGCUAAAAGCAUAUUGGGGUUUGUUCAGGAUUUUCAUGCUGAACGUCUAUUAAAUUAAAGGUAAAGUGAAAAAAGAUGGAAAUGAACCAGACGUGCCCAAAAGACCGUUUGUUCUCCAAAAACCUGCGUGUGUGUGUGUGUGUGACCUGCUCUGCUUGUUCAUGAGAACAUGAGUGUUUUUACCACCGAGGCUGAAGCUCCAGAAACUGAAAGGAUGAAGACUUUCAGGAGCGCCUGAGUCUUUCACUGCAGUUAAAAACUUUAUUAACUCAGUUUUUGUCGACAAAACAACAGUUCAUUGAUAAAAAUAAAAAAAGCAGUGAUGUAUGUUUUUCUAUUUGAAGAUAAAGUUUGAGGGGGUCAUUAAAAUAAGACAUGUGAAGCAUAAAGUGGCUUUUGUACGUGAAGUUCAGAGAAGUUUUUGCUCUUUUUUUUAUUACAGUUUUAGGUUUCUAUUUGUCCUUAAUUAAGAAAAUAUUAUUGAGAAAAAGAUUUGAGAUACUUUAUACCUGAACUUUAGUAGACUCAUGAAGGAGUUUUAAUGAGGUUUCUCUGUGAAUUCUGAUGGGCAAAGUUCAGUAAAUCCUCUGAAAUGGAGGUUAAAAUGAAGCAACUCAAAGGCGUCACUUUAAUUACUCAGGUGUAGUAAUCAUCUUAGAUAACACAUAUAGCCUAUGAAUGAAGUCUGCCUACUGCUUUUAUGACUUUUACAUUUUUGCUUUGGGGGCUUUUGCUCAAAUAUUUGACCAAAACUUGGUGAGGAAUUAUCUUCAUCUGAAUAAAUUUAAAACAAUUUUGAUUAAAACUUCAACGUACAAAAGUCUUAGUAAUGAAGGAAUAUUAGAAUCUGCCAUCGCUCAGCUUGUUUAGAUGUAAAACUCUUCUAAAAUGAGCAUCUAGCGGCUUGACUGACACCCUGGACGUCCCAGAAGCAACAGUUUUAAAGACGUUUGUGAAUGAAAGGCCACUGGUCAAUGGACGUUAAGAAAGCAUUGUGAUGUAGUGCUGUUCUGCUCUAAACUGAUACAGACGUGUCGGAGGCGCCGACAGACGUUGGCUGCGUUCUUGAAGUUGUUCCAACAGUAUUUCUGCACAUCUGUUCCAGCUGAGCGGCUGCGGCUGCGCUCCUCAUGCCAAACAAGGUGGAUUGCGUCACAGCUCGACUUUCCUUUAGCUGUUUAUAGCUACUAUUAUGUUGUAGGUUCUUUCUUUGAAACUGCGUGUUGAUUACUGAUGGAUUUACUAUUGUCAUUCUUUUUUGAAAACCUGAUAUUUUAAGCAUUUUUCUGCAUUUUUCCUGAACCUCAUUCAUAGUUUUUCUCUAAAGGACAGAUAAAAACCAGCGAGCCAGCAGAUCUAUAGUCUGUAAUACCAAGAAGUGUAGUUCUGUUUGAAGAGCUGAAUCUGAGGAGCAGCAUGUUUGUCUGUUUGUUACCUGAGCUAAAAGCUUCAACGCCACAAACAUCCAUCCCUCUUCUCAUUAGUGCAUGUAGUAACUCUCUACAUUUGCUUUUGGGACUUUAGUUAUGAAAGUAUUUCACAAAUGGUGUAGAUUUAAUUCAUUAGUCAUUACCAACAGAAACUAAAGGCCUUUAUGUUUUUCAGUCAUUUCUGUCUGAAUGAUUUAUUUGGGUAAAUAUUUGUUUCUCUGUUGUUGUUUUUUCCCCCCAUAAUUCGCUUGCUCAUAUUUUUUAAUAAUAAAUUGGGACUAAAGCAGGAUAAAAAAAUACUAAAUAAAAGUUAAAAAAUGGAAAAUUUCAAAAGCUUAAAAUGAAAUGUAAGUUUUUAGAGAGAGUUUGUUUUGUGACAUUUAAAACCAUUCAGAAUGAACUCUUUCUUUUGUCUCGAUGCGUAAAUACACGAGUUGUGGUUGUGAAUUCAUGUGAACACUGAGGAUUCUCUGCUGACUGCACUUCUCUGUCCUCUUCUGAGCCUCUAAACAUCAGAAACGGGUGAGUUUGUCUUCAAACUCUCUCUUUGCUGAGUUUGUCACUGUUGAAUUUCUCUAUUUGGUUUUCUUUGCACACAUUAUUUCCCCGACUUGAUUGAUCUUCUACGUUCCCUCGGUUCUGUGUUCCUCAGUCAAAGGUUCCCUCACCGUUCCUCUGCAUAGAACUGAACUUUGGAGUCAUUUGCCAGACUGUUUGGGUUCAUUGAAGUGGCCACUCCUCUCUGUGCUGUGAUGAGCAGAGUUCAGCCACAGAGCUCGCCGUCAUCAUCUGCCGUUAGCUUGUUACUUAAAAAAGAAAAACCAUUCUGCCCCUGGAACUGAUUACGGUAAAUGAGCUGUAGUAUUUCUCGUGUAAGGAAUCCACUCUGAUAAAAAUUAUGUUUUUGUUUUUUGACAUGUUUUUGUUGCAUUUUUCUGAUGAAGGACACACAGAAAAUUAAGCUCAAAAUUGCAUUUGCUGAGUAUUUCUCCUUUCAAAUCAUUGUGAAUGAUGAAAACCUUUAGUUUGAAAAGCUUAUUUGUAGCGUGGAAAAUCUGGUGGGCAUAAGCUCUCUGCUCCUCCAUUCUGAUGCAGAUGACUAGAUCCAUGGAAGUUUUUGUUUUCCUCGUCUGAGCUGGAAUCUGGAUCAAAACUGUUCAGUCUGAUUUCUCCAAUAUUACUGACCAUUUUUGUUGCAUCACUAAUGUUGGGUUGGGGGCGUGAGGGGGGACUAUAAGCUAGCUGAAGAGUGCGUAAACAAAGAGCUCUCAGCUAUAGGUGACAGAAACAGGUACAGGCUUACUCCGCCCCUACAGUCCCGCCCACAACUCUUUUUUUUUUUUUUGUGUGUGUGUGCCUAAAAACGAAUCAUCUUCAUGAAAAAAUCCCUGGGAAGACUUUAAAAAUAAAUCCCUGAUGAUUGGAGUGGGACUUUAAAUGAUGUUUCAGCUGCAUGUUGUCACCAUGUCUGUUCUCUUCUCCUC
Messenger RNA from Oryzias latipes (Japanese medaka), 4985 nucleotides. Lineage: Eukaryota; Metazoa; Chordata; Actinopteri; Beloniformes; Adrianichthyidae. The record is from RefSeq and is a predicted model, not a curated record.